CUCCGUCUCUCACUCCACUCCUCUGGGAUCUGCAUCCUUCUUGCUUCUUCUCACAAGUCAGAUUGUGUUUGUAAGUACAGGCUGAAUGUCUCCCUGUGUAUGCUCGGGUUUCCUUGGGUCUUUUUGUAUGGGUGAGUGACUGGUUGGCUACUUCAGUGUGACUGAGCAGAGCAGUGAGGAGUAUCAAGUGUAUGUGGGUCUCUGUCUCAUCCUCACACACUCGCCGGUCCUCUCGCAACUCUUCUCGGGGUCUCGGGAUCCCUUUCGACGGUGACAGGCUCCCCACACCAAGCAGUCACCAUUUCCGCCCCCGGGAGACCCACGCUGGCAGCUCAGCCCCUUCCCCGACUCAGCAUCGGGAGGAAGACCCUGGUGGCGGCUGCCGUAGGGGUUAUGCUGGUCCUGGUGCUGGUGGUCCUCAUCCCUGUGCUCGUCAGCUCUGUGGGUACAGACGCCAGCCACUAUGAGAUGCUUGGCACCUGUCGUAUGGUGUGCGACCCCUACCUGAACAAGGGCACGCCGGCCAGCAGCACCAGCUCCACCGGUCUCCAGGCUGAGGCGGAGGCGCUGAGCGACCACAGCAAUGUGCUUCCACCUUCCACCUUACUGCAGGGCCCACAGGGGAAGCCUGGCAGGCCAGGCAAGCCCGGACCACCCGGAGCACCGGGAGAACCGGGGCCACCGGGACCAGCGGGGCCUCCUGGCGACAGAGGGGAUCAGGGAAGGACUGGGAUUUUGGGUUUGGGGGGGAACGGAGCUAUCAGCACAGCCACCUACAGCACGGUGCCCAGGGUGGCCUUCUACGCAGGGCUUAAGAACCCCCACGAAGGCUACGAGAUCCUCAAGUUUGACGACGUGGUCACCAACCUGGGCAACAACUAUGAUGGCAUUUCGGGCAAGUUCAUCUGCAGCAUACCGGGUACCUACUUCUUCAUCUACCAUGUGCUGAUGAGAGGAGGCGAUGGCACCAGCAUGUGGGCAGACCUCUGCAAGAAUGGACAGGUUCGUGCCAGCGCCAUCGCCCAAGACGCCGACCAGAACUAUGACUACGCCUCCAACAGCGUCAUACUCCAUCUGGACGCAGGGGACGAGGUUUACAUCAAACUGGACGGAGGCAAAGCCCACGGAGGAAACAACAACAAGUACAGCACCUUCUCUGGCUUCAUCCUCUACGCAGACUGAGAACAGACAGACACAAGAGACAGUCAGACAGACAGGAACAGGAAGAGAUUGAGCGAAAGAGUUGGGGGGUUGGGGGGUGAGUGUGUGUUAAAAGCUGGAAUGCUUUCUAGUUUUCCUAAUUCUCUCCAUCAUCACGGACACCUCUGCUUCGUAUUCAUCAGCCAAGACAUCCAGGCUCUGUAGCCGAGCCUGGAUGCAAAGCUCCUGAGGACACACUGAGGGGGGCCGGGCGGGAGGAGUGGGACGUGGGGUGGAGGUGGAGGCGGGCUGGUUUUUUUCUACACUCCUCACCACAAUGUGUCAGAAGCUCCUCGCUUUCAGUGUCUCUCCUCUUCAGCCCUGCUCCAUUGCACAGAAAUAUCAACAACAAAAAUGAAAACCCUGCAAAAGUGGAUGACCUCACCUCUUCUCUCCACGGCGGCAAACAGUCGGCUGUGCCGUCAGUGGACUCGAUUGACUGAAACUCGUAGUGUUGUUCCGUGCAAUUUUACCUUAGAGUGUUUUUAUUUUGUAGACAUGCAUAAUAUUCUACACAGAUGAGAUUUAAAAAAAAAAAAAAGAAUAUAUUUGUCCCUUGUGAAGAUAUCCUGUUUGACUGAGAGAUCGGAUUUGUGAGAUGUUAUUUGUGAUGCAGCGCAGACAUCUAACAGCUGGAAAAGAAAUCUUUACGACUGCUAGUAUUUCAUGGCAGUGGGUGUUUUUCUUCAUCGCUGGGUACAGCAAGGUAACUAUAUAAUGUUCAUGUGGAGAAUAAUAAUACAUUCUGCACUGUACCUUCUGAAAAUGAAACAUCUCAUAUAGACCACGAACCACCUCACACUGUUGGCGCACACACAACGAUGUCCCGCUGCUGUUCGGAUUCAAAGUUCAAAUUGUCUCCUCGAUGUUCUAGUUUUAUGCAGACGCUCUACUCGGCACCACCAGCCAUGCGCUGAAGCAAACAUCUUCAGAUUCAAGAGGUAACCUAGUUGAAAAGUUUCUUCUUCUUUGCUGUGCUGACCUCCGAGCCUUCUUAGGCUGUAAAAAAAAAAAGUGGCUUCUGAAGUGGAGGACGAGGGGGGGAGAAAGUCACAAAGAUGGAGAGAGAAGUGAGUGAGAUUGUGGGGAGGCGGAGGGGGCGUUCAAGCACAGUAACAGUGAGUGGGCGACUUUUUCUGUUUCAGUGUCUCUGAGCUUCACUGGAUGUCAUCCAUUCAUUAGCUGCAUACUCACUGACACACAGGCAUUAUGGUAAUAUUUACUCAACAUGGCGGCCUGACAGCUUGCUUGAGAAUGAAAUUGAUUGGGUGAGUGACUUGGGUCAAUCAUGACUGCACGUUUGUGUGUACGUGUGCACGUGUGAGUGUGUCUGUGCAUACCAGUGAGUGUCUGCAUUUUAGCAUGUUGCCGUGCCAUCGUUCUUUUCCAGAGUUAUUCUGUGCUACAGCCAAUGACGGAUAUUUUCCUCAGCAGCCAAUGAGAUUGUGCUCUGUAGGGUGGGGAGCCUCUAUACAGUAGAUAUGAUGAGAAGAACAAACAGCUUGUAAAUGAAAUCUAUGACAUGUUUGUCUAUCUUAUCUUUUGGAAUUGUUGAAUACAUUUAAAUAAUAAAUGGGAUUUUUUGAGUGA
Messenger RNA from Sebastes umbrosus (honeycomb rockfish), 2790 nucleotides. It is a transcript of the gene c1ql1l2, whose product is annotated as C1q-related factor. Lineage: Eukaryota; Metazoa; Chordata; Actinopteri; Perciformes; Sebastidae. The record is from RefSeq and is a predicted model, not a curated record. The coding region runs from base 394 to 1182 and encodes 262 amino acids. Gene Ontology annotation, molecular function: protein binding. The transcript is spliced from 2 exons.